Aphidius gifuensis is the source of this 24934-nucleotide messenger RNA. RefSeq names its product titin-like. The transcript is spliced from 13 exons. NCBI's taxonomy places the organism in Eukaryota, Metazoa, Arthropoda, Insecta, Hymenoptera, Braconidae. Gene Ontology annotation, molecular function: protein binding. The coding region runs from base 1 to 22296 and encodes 7431 amino acids. The record is from RefSeq and is a predicted model, not a curated record.
AUGCCCUAUAAUUUGUAUCAAUCUACAGGCACAAUCGAUGAAAGACCUAUGAUAACGAAUAAAUCUAGUAUCAGUGUUACGCAGGGAGAAGUUGUAAUUGUUAAUGAAACAACAGCCAACCAGAGUGAAGAGAUUAUGCAACAGCGUUUUAAUUUCGAUAUUGCAGCUGAAAGCAAGCGUACACCGACGAACAUUGAACUCUCAGUGACGGAAACUUAUGGAAGCGUCUGUGAAAAAGAGUUUAAGCCUUGUGGAACUACUCCAGACAGACUAAGCAUGAACAUAGCUGCUAUCGAACCUUUUAUUGUUAAUGAAGUUCAAGCGCAAGACAAUUUCGACAAGUAUUAUCCGGAAAUAAUUGUUCCAACUGAGGUAGUUUCAACUUCUGCAACUAUGCAAAGAGUAUUAACUGUUGAUGACAUAAGCAUAAUAGAAAGUGGAAUAGAUCUUAUUACUGACAGAUUUCUUGGAACUCAACAAGUUCAAAUGAAUGUUAUAAAGAAUCAACAAGUUCCAUUGAUUGAAAAGAAUUUCGUUCAACAUAAAGAAGGAGUACUAGUUCUUAAUCGAACAGAAAAUUCUUAUCACUGUAUCCAGAAACUUGAGACUUUCGAACCAAUUAUUACUCAUACUUCUGAAAUAGAAAAUCCUGAAAAUAACUUCAAUAUUCAAGAAACUAUCAAAGUCACAGCUGAUCAGACCAUACUCCCUAGUAUAACACUUCAGAUACGUGACACAAUAAUAUGGGAUAGCAAUUUGAUCUAUAAAUUACAAAAUAAAUCGUUCAAGAAGGUUGUAAGUAAUUACGUUUUACCUUUAAAAAUUGUCAUUAUUUCCGGAAAUGAAAUACAAGAAUCUGAAGGAGUUUUCAUUGAAAAUGAUAGGGUACCUCGAUUGACUGCUGAAACUUGUUUCAAUUACAAAAGACCCAUCACCAACUUGCAUAUUCAGGCAUCUGAUUUUUUGGACGAUGUCAUUCAAAAACUUAAAUAUGUUGGAGAAAAAGGUAAUGUUCUUCUCUUCGAGAAUUCAGCGAAGACUAUAGAAGAGACACUCCUUCAUCAGUCCGAUGGAGUAAUGAAAUUAUUCAGUAGUCCUAGGUUGAGCAGCCCCUUUGAAGUAUACAGUACAAAUAGCGGAAUAGAAGUUUUGCAAAUUGUUCCUGCCGAAAAAGAAAAAAAUCAUGAAAUAGAUAGCAAACAAACUGAAUACUCCCAAAUUACAUCAGUAUCAGGUCAUCCAGUAAUGUAUCUUAAAGUCGAUGAAAGAACAAUUGAAAACAAUCUUUGUUCAAUCACUGAACAUUUUGUUCCAAUACCGAAAUUAGCAACGAUUCAGUAUAAAAACUAUGCUGGAACGAUUAUCGAUAUAAUAAAUACAGUUGACGAUCUUCAAACAACAAAUAAGAGAAAAGUCCCUGAUUUGCAGGUAGGUUCUAUUGUCGUCAGUGCAUCAGAAAACAUGGACAUUAUCGAAGUUUUUGCCAAUUACAAGGAAGAAUACUAUGACAAUAAUAAACCAAUAGAAGAUACUUUCGCAUCAGUGACUCCACUUAUGCAAUCUGCUCUCGAACAACAAGAAGUCAAUUUAAAAUUUUCCUGUGCACGUUUGCCUGAUAGUACACAUGCCAAUUAUCAUUGUGCUCAAUCGACAUUGAUGCUACUUCAGCCAUUGGAAAUUAGAUUUCAAGAAAUUAGUGACAAAGAGGAAUCAGUUCAAGACACUGAAAAUGAACCUUAUACAAUAACAGCGACUACAGAUAUCACUGAGCCGGGAAAAAUCGCAAUAAUUUCAGAAUUUGCCACAAAUGAAAUAGAAAACUCAUAUCUUUCGAAAGGUGAACAAACGGGUUAUGCUUUUUUCAAUUUCACCGAUACACAAAAACUACCAGCAAUUUCAGAAAUUAUAGUUGAACCAACCUUUCAUGAAAUAUUAGUUUCAACUAUGAAGACUUACCAUGCCAUCAUUAAUCAGAAGAUAUGUCAACAUCUCUAUGUCAUUGAAACGGAGAUUGAAGAACAUGAAAAUCCCCAGUUUACACAAAUGCCAAUAGAUGAGAAUUCUGAGCUUGAAAUCUCAGAUUGCCUUUCUGUGACCGAAUCCGCUCCUAAUAUCGUUUUGAACAAAGAAGAUAUCUUCAACAGCUCAUUUUGCUGUGUGACGAUGAAGAUCAAGCCGAAUUUCAUUUUAGGACACCAAUUAGUUAAACAAUUUCAGAUUAUUGUAGAUCUUAGUACCGGAAGAGAUGUGAACAAAAAAUUAGAUGCAGUACGUGCGAGUUUAAAUCAUAAAUUAUUACAUACUAUUCAGAUUUUUGAGCAAUUUAUCAAUGAAGUAGUAAACAUUCAAGUGAAUGAAAAAAUUAUUUUAACAUCACCAAAUUUUGUUAUAAACGAACGAAAUUCUAUCAUCAAUCAUGUCACAACGGUUGAAAACUUUAAUGGAAAAUUGAAAAAAUCAAAAUCAGUCGUUAGUACAACGGCAAAACGAGUCGCUGAAAUUGAAGAGGCAAUCGAACGAAAAGAAUCAAUUCUCCAUGAUAGCGUUACUUUUUUUGUUGAUUCUACUCCUACUGAAUCUUCUGCAACAAAAGAAACGCACCCAUUCAAAUCAGUUGAUGUAUCCGAAACUAUUUGGGGGGAAACUUGCGCCUUUUUAAAAAUUCAUGGAGAUAGCAAGAAAAGUAUUGAUAAUAUCAAUUUUCAAGAACAAAAGUGCAUAUUUAUCGAUGAGCUCAUAACUCAAGAUACUGGCAAAAUUAUUGAUUGUCCAGAACUAUAUAAAAUAUUUUCUGUUUAUAUAUCAGCAAUACCACAAAAAAGUAUUCAGACCGAUGAAACAAUAAUAGAUGAUGUCACAACUCUAAUUGACGAGUUUAAACCAAAAGAAUAUGAAGCACGGGCUAAACAAAAUUUAUUCAAUUCUAUAGUUAUCAAAGAAACCCAACUAGAGGAAAACAAAGAACUUGUGAAUGAAAAUUUAAAACUCGUUUAUAACACGGAUGACUUAUUACUCAGUAGAAAAAAGACCCCAUGGUUGACCGACAGUUUUUUGGAAGACAUCAAAGAUACUAAGGAAAUACAGAAUAGUUUGAGUGUAACAGCCAAAAAAACUAUAGAAAGUCGACAUAUCAAUAUCGUAACAGAGAUAACUGAUUCUCAAAUCAAUUUUAUACCAAAUUUAUUGAACGUAAAAACGGAUCAAGUUCCCUCUACAGCAACGGUCAACAUCCAGGAUAUGAAAUCGAUUGUAAUCAAUUUGACAGAAACUGAUUAUGUAGAAGAAACAUUAAAGGAUGGAUACGACAUGAAAGCUGUUACGGCUCAAUGUAAAUAUGAUGAAUAUGAUAUUGUGCAAAGUACUGAAUUUAACUUAUUAGACAAUGUUGUAUAUGUCAACAAAUCAAACCUUCCUUCAUCUCAAAUAGUGACGAAUUUAUAUGUAUGCAACUCUAUAUCGAACCUUGAUAUACCGGUAGCCGAAAAAGAAAAAUUACUUCAUGACACUAUAAAAGUCAAUAACUGUCUUGGUAAUAUGAAAAUUAUUAAAUAUGUUCCUCUUACUGUAAUAGAAGAUAUAUCGAAUGAAGUUGAAAAUCUUAUUUCCUCUAAUGUAACAGUAAAGAAUGAAAAUGUUAUUGUAAAUAUGACGAGUAAUACACUAUGUCAAAUAGAAGAAACCACGAUAUUCAAAAGAGUUGCAUUGUUUCAACAUUAUUCGACUCAAAGUGAUAGAAAAAGUAAUCUACAAGUAGAUUUUUUGGAUUCUUUAGCUAUUUUUUUUAUUCAUUGUCAUGAAGCUGAGAUAGCGAUUCCACAUUCCGAAAACAUAACAAAAACGUAUGGGCAAAUCAAAUUGGAUUGCAAAAGCACUGCUAAAAUAUUAGUAGCAGAGUUAGUAUCAAAUACUGACAAUUCAGACCAAGCACUAGUUUUGAAAAACGAAAAAUCCCAAUUAACUGUCGUUGGAUUCACAGCUUACGAAGUUUCUCAAUAUUCAACAAAUGAGUUGGAAGAAUAUUUCCAAAAACUUCAAAAACCAACACUUCAAAGUGCAACUCAAGUACUACUAUGUUGUAGAAUAGCUGAAACAUCUGAAAUGAACGAGUUAGCUAGUAUCAAGAACAUGCAAGUUGAUGCUUCUUCUUUUGUUCAGAAAGGAAAAAAAUUAGUCGAUCAGCAGGCAUCUGUUGCUAUUGUGGUUCUUACACCUUUCCAAAGCGAAACAAAUUUGCCAGAAGCAGAAUUUAUGACUCAAGUAGUCGAUCGGUUCAAUAGUUUAAACGAACAUAUGGUCGAGAACUCUGACAUUAUAAUUUUCGGUACUGUCAAUAAACUAUUGGAAAAACAACCAAUCAAGGAAAAGUCAACGGUCGUUAGUAAUUUAUAUUUUGCACUUUCGGUAUUUCAUGAAUUUUCAACAGAAGAUGAGAAAGAAUUACACGAAAGUCAUCCCAAUAAACAGGAAGUGAAAGUUAUGGUAUCAGAACAUAAAAUAAUUGAAGUAUUAUAUGAAAUUGCACUGCAAAACAGCAUUGAAGAAUUUGGAAAAAAAAAUAAUCAAGUUACACAGAAAGCCAACUUUCUAGUUCCUGAGAAGUCAUCAAUCAAUGUGACACAAAUUUUGAUGGAAGAAUCAAAAAGUAUAUUCUCCAAGGACGGGAUUUCUAGUAAUAAGACCAAAAUAGAUUAUCUUCCGUACAAUACUUCUGAAAGAUAUGAAGUUUUGGGAUUAGAGAAUUAUAACACGACGAUAGAUUCUAAACACAUGAUUGAAUUAAACGUUCCUCAAAUUUUUAUAAGUGGAUACAAUGUUGCAACAACAUCAGAAAAGAUAACAUUACAAAGCCUCGGAAAAUUCAUAAGAAAGGAAACUAAACAAGAAAAUUGGGCUGACCGGACUCUCAUGGAUAUAAGAGCAAUAGACAUUUCUCAAAUAUUUUCAAAUGAACGAGAAGAGCUUUUACUAGUGGAACAACAUCAAAAAGAAAGUAUGAUUAAGAGUUUCUAUACUUCAACUCUGAACGAUAACAUUGCUAAAAUCAGCGAAAUCAGUUCUGGUCGAAUAAACAGUGAAUUCAAUGAAACAACUGUGAAUCUAAAUGAAAUUCCAGAUACUCGUCAUUCACCAAUAUCAACGACUAUAAGUGACACAGAAGAGAAUAUAAAGGCAGUUCAUGAAUUUCCUCAACAACAAACAGAACAAAAAGACGAAGAUACAUUAAACUCGUCAAUAAUAUUAAAAUUGACAAAUACUGAUGCUCGAGAUCUUCAAUCAAUGCCAUUGAAACCCAGCGAGCUAGUUUAUAAGGGCUCAGCUAUCAUUUUAGGAUUAGAUAACAAUAACAUAAAAGUAGAGACGGUUAAUCCUGAGAUCCAUCAUGGGAAGGAAAAUUUCGAAACAUCAAGAAUUUCAGUAGAGCAGCUUACACAAAAGAAAUUACACGACACACUACAAAAUUACACUCAUGAACCAAUACAAUCAGAGGAGUCAAAUACCGAAGUUUUUGAAGAAUUUAUUACUAAAUUUAUACAAGGGCAAAAUAAUAACAGUCCAUCUGCCCUCAAAACGAAGAAGACAACGAUUUGUCAAAAAAAUAAGAAUAAUAAUAAAAAACAAAAUACGAUAAUAAUCGAAGAAGAAAUGGAAAAUAUUGACUUGAAAACAUGGGAUAUUCCGAAAAAUGAGUUUUUGCAAAUACAAGAAGUAGAUGAUUCAGAAGAUACUGAAUUAAUAAAUCCUACUAAAAUAGAAGAGAUAGAAGAAAUUGAAACUAAUGCCGAACAGUUAAUCUACCCUGAAGAUCAUAUACAGCGAACUCGUCUAAAUAAAACAAAAUUAGAAACACUUAUUCCGAUAAUUGAUCAUCGAAAACCUUCACUAAGCUUAGGACACGAGCGUAAAACACUUAGAGGUCCUAACGAUCUAAUAGUACCAAUCAAGAAAUGUGUUGAAGAAGAGAUUUCAGACAUUGAAACGACCAAAGUGACAAACAAUAGCAUUGACAUUGAAACCACUGAUAGUUUUGAUACAGAUGUUUUCAUAGACGAGACAACUUCUAGGCUGGCAUUAUUACGAAGAUCAAUUAGUCAACGAAAAGAAAAUGAGAUGAAAAAAGAUAUAGUUCAAAAAACCAUUGAGGAAAAAAACAUGUCUUUAGACUUGUUUACUUCAAAACCCGAUCAGUCUAACCCUAGACAAGAAUAUAACCAAGUUAAACAUCCACUAACACAGAUAAUUUUGUCAGAUACAAGAAUUGAAACGAGUCAAGAAAAAACCUCCUUCACGGAAACAAUAAAAGAGCAUGCGAUGAGUAGCCUUGUUAUUGACGAUACAAAAAUACCAUAUGCUUCUGAUGUUGUCGAGACUUUUGAUCUUUCAGCUGACUUCUCCGGUUCUGAUACUUCAUAUUCAGGAGAGACUUCUUUCUUGACUAUACCGGAAAUAGAAAUGAAAAAAAUGAUCUCUAAAAAAAAACAAAAAUUUGUAAUUGAUGUUGAUAACGAAGAAUCAGAAAAAUUAGAUUCUUCGAAGAUCAAAGAAAUAAUUCAUGGGGAACUGAUGAAUACAAAUCAAGAAAAGAGUCUACCAGAAAAGAUUUUGAAAGAGUAUUUUGUGUAUUCAAAUUUUCUCGAAAAUAAAGAUGAAUUAUCUGUUCCUAACGUUUUCGGAGUGCUUGACAUCCAGGGUAAUACUAAUAUCUUGACCCGGAAUUCCGUAGAAUCCAAUCAACAAUUGAACGUUGAUCAUCCAAUUUCAGCAGUAGAAUCGACGACUUUAGAUACGAAAAGAACCAAAAAAAAUAAAAAAAUCGUUCACCAGAAACCCACGGUAAAAUCAUUACAAAAAGGUGAAACAGACCAUAAUAAUGAAAAUUUCUCUCUACCAAUCAGUACACAGCCAGCUGACGAAAAGAUUUCAACAACCGAUAAAGUCAGUGUGUUUCCUCAGAUCAUUCAGCCAAAAAUCGUUGAAACGAAAUCCACAGAUGAUUUUGAAAACAAAAUAAAAGAAACAAUGAACGAAGAAACGAAUUCUUUCAGCUCACUUCUUCCAGAAAAUAAUGAGCCUACUUUGAUAGAAAAUCAUAGCAAAUUAAUAUUUACAUCGGCAGAAGUUUUAAUGUCUGAUGAACUAAUGAAUACAAAUGAAACAAAAAGCGUGCCGAUAAAUAUGUCAAAAAAGAGUGCUGUCAGUACACGUGUCAUCGAAAAAAGAAAAGAGUCACUGCCACCUAACAUUUCCGAAGUACUUGAUAUAAGGGUCAACACUAAUAUCGUGAUCCCGAACUUCAUUGAAUCCAAUCAGCAAAUGGAUCUCCAUUCUAUUAUUCUCGCAGCAGAAACGACGCUUUCGGAAAAACCGAUAUCAAAAAAAAAGAAAAAAAUUGUUAUCCAAAAAUCUUCUGUAAAAUCGUUACAAGAAGAUAAAAUAGAUGGUAGUAAUUUAAAUUUCUGUUCAACAGUCAUUGGACAGCCGUUUAACGAAAAAAUUUCAGGAACCGAUAGUAUUAGCAUGUUCCCUGAUAUUAUUCAGCCGCAAAGUAUUGAUAAUAUUGAUUCAAAUACUGACGGUUGUACGUCACAGGAAGAGAGAGAAUUAGAAUAUGUACCAGAAAAAAUUUUAACAGCACAUGAACCAAUGAAAACUUGUGGGAGAACGAUCCCAUCCCUUACCGACGUUAGUAAAGUACUUGUUACCAACCCAUCCACUCAGAAUACCGUAGCAGUUGAAGAACAAAUGAACCUUGACUAUUCCAUUUUAACAACAAAAGUGACAGAAAAAACAAUUGAUAAAACGAAAAUAAAAAUUGCCCACCAAAUGUUCUCUGAAAAACCUUCACCAGAAAACGAAACAAAUGAGGUCUCCGAAGAUAUUUUUUCACCAGUUAGUGUAUUCCCUGUUGACAUAAGAAUUUCAGCGACCAAUGAGGUAACCGAGUCUCCCUCUGUUAUUGGAAAGACAACGACUGUUUAUCUCGAUUCAAAUAUUUUCAGUGAAGAAGCAACUCAUAAGCUGUCCUCAUCGGAAGUAAAAGAGAAUAGAGUCAAUUUUCGUGAAAAAUUGGAGUUUUUGAAGGAUGAUGAUAAAAUAGAAUUAGUUGAUUCAAAUCUUUUAAAGGUAAAAGGAAUAGUUAAGAAAAAAACCAUUCCUUUAGACUCCUUUGUUGUUCAAGAUAAUCAUGUUAUUGCAAUGAAAGAACAUAGCAAACCGAUAUUCUUAUCAGCAGAGAUGUUAACGCUUAAUGAACUGUUUGAAACAUGUCAAGAAAUAAGCGUACCCAAAAAGGUAGUAAACGACCAUGUCUAUAGUAUGAUGCAAGAUAAAAUUAUAUCAUCGCAUCUCGACGUUGCCGAGGUGCUCGAUAUGACCAUCGAUAAAAAUAUACCGACCGAAGAAAUUGAAGAUGAUCAGCAUAACAAUCACAAUUCUUCUGCUACAGCAACGAAACUGACAGCUUCCGAAAGGAUAAGACUAAAGCAACAAAAACCUGAUGCAUACAAGGCUGCCGAAAAACCUCAUUUAUUAAUCAGUGAGAAACCUGUCGAUAGGAUAAAAGUCUUUUCCGAUUUUAUAUCCCCGAACAUUGAUGCCAAUCUUACUUCGAAUAUUCUUGAAGGAGAAGCAAGUUCCAUCCUUGGCUCACCAGACGAGACGGUGAAAAAAUCAAUAAGUCGCGGGAAAAUUGAAAUCAUGAUAGACAAUGAUAAAAUUAAACUAGGGGACUCAUCAAAUUUUCCGGAGCUUGAAAAAACCAUUGAAGAGAAAUUAACUCCUUUUAGUUGCUCCGUUACGAAACUUGUACAGCCGAAUGUAAUAAAGGAUCAAACCGAACUGAUUUUAACAUCAGUAGAGAUAACAACGCCAGAGAGCCCAAUUGAGGAAAUUAAGAUCACAAAAGACCAUGCUGUCAGUACCAAUGUAAUUAAAGAUGAAAGACUAUCAUCUCUCUUUGCUGAUCUCGAGAUUCUCGAUAUAAAAGAGGCCAGUGAGUCGCCCCAAACUGACGUAGAUCAAAUGAUCGUCCUUGAUCGUUCUAUUUUGGCAACAGAAGAAAUGGUUUCGGUAGAAGCAUCGGCGAGAAAAAAAAAAAAGAUUGCCAAUCUACAAUUUUCGGUUGAACCGUCAUUGAAACUUGAAAUGUGCGAAAAAAAGAUGCAUCUAAAUCAACAUGCUAUUAGUCCGGGUAAAAUUAAACAUAAUGAAAUAACAUCUUCUUCUGUCGAUUCAGAAAGAUAUGAUGGUAUGAUUGAACUUAAAGAACCAAAUAACGUGUAUCAAUCCGCUGAGUAUUUGACUCCUUUAGAAAACUUAUCUACACCAUCCAUUGGCACGAAAAAUCUUCAUAUGACAGUUGACCGAUCGUUGUGCAAAUUAAGGGACACUACCCAGACUUCAAAGAAAAAAAGUAAUGAUGAUCAAUCAAUAGAAAACAACAACGAUUUGAACACUACAUUACAAAUACACGAGAAACUGAUACAUGACUUUACACCAAAUCAAAAUGCUUACGAGUCUGUAAUUUUCGAAGUUUCUCCAGAAUUGGCUGUUACUACGAACGUUUGUGAAGAACAUGCAGAACAAAGUUUCGUACAUGAUUACUUUAUUGGGAAUGAACAUAAAAGUAUUGCAAGUAUUCAAGAUAAAAGUUUAGCUGAAGUUUCAAUCUCUACUAAUGAAACUUCAUAUGUCCCUGAAAUGAAUACAGAAAGUCUAACAAAAAAAAACGUUGAACUCGAAGACAAUGUUAUUGCUGGCCCUCUUUCUAACAUAUCAAGAGUGCUUCAUCAAAACACUCAAGACAAUAAUGUUCAAGAUUCCUCAAUUCUUUCUUUCUCACAGAAACUUGAACUACAAUAUUUAGAUGUUGACUCAAAAUGUAAAUUCGAUAGCUCAUUUGAAAUAAUAGCCGGAGACUUGACCGAAGCCCCACAUUUAGAAAUGGUUUCAUCUGGAAUGAUAAUGGAAGAACCACACACAGAAGUGAUUAAAGAAAAAAACUCAAUAUUACUACAAGAUGAGAAUAGCAAAAACAGAAAAAAAUUAAAAAAGACAAAAAAAAGACAAACAGAGGUAUCUCAAAAAAAAGAAUGGGAAAAUUGGAUAGAACCUGAUUACGAGCGACCAGUCUUAGAGUCCAUGCCUGAAAAGGUUCCUCGGGAAUAUGUAAACGAUAAAAAUGUUAAUCAUGAAACGAAAAAACUACUGAAACCUGUUCAACUUAAACUCAAUGAAGGUGUCAAUAAACCCAAUAAGCUUUUAUUUACCCACUCUCAGGAACAACCGCAAUUCGGAACAAUCAAGUUGCGACAAGCAGUUACUACAAAAAAAAAAAAAAUCUCUUCAUUACAGUUACCCAAGUUUAUGCUUCGAAGUCGAAUAACGUUCGUCAAUGAUUUCCCAUCUGAAUAUAAAUAUUCAGUCUUAAGUUCUAUUGCACCCAACUUUAUACAAAGCGGUAUAUUGUCACGAAGCGUAGAAGAAGCUGUUGAACAUUCGAAAAGAAAAAUUGAAAAAUUGAGAUUUCCUGCGUUAGAUAAGCUUGAACUAAAGUCUCCGAAAAUUGAAAAACCUAAUGAAAGUCAUAAUGAAUUAUCUUACCACCAGCAAUUGAACGAAUCUGCUUAUGAUGACGAUUCAUCAAUUAUAAGUAUGGAUCAAUUCUCUGUGGCUAAAAUCGUAGAAGAACCUGUAGAAUCAGAACUACAGAAACCGACGCAGGACCAGAACGAAGAUGAAGAAUUAGUGAAAGGAGAACCAUUGUGUUUCCAAGACAACACACCUAAGGAGAGGAUUUCGACAGAUGUAGAGCCAAUCGUCGACGGAAAAGAUGAAACUCAUAAUUCUAAAGAUAUUAUUCUGAAAAAGCCAAUUAUUAUUGAAAAUGUAACAAAAAAUAUUGUAUCAAAAAAAUUAGUCAUUAUUGAACCGGAUUUCCGAACAGAGCGCAAAACACAAGACAUAAAGUUGAAGAAGAGACAAACAAAAAAAGUACAGCUUGAAAAAAGUUUUGAAAAAAGCAGUAAUGAUGAACAAAACAAUCAAGAACUUGAAAUACAAACAGUUAUUCAUCAAGCACUGUCAGGAAAAAUCUUAACGAUUGAACAACCUGAAGAAGUAGUCACUGAAGAGAAACAUGUCCCGAAACGUCUCAAAUUUCAACAAGUACGGGAAAAAGAUGAAUUUCCGUCAGAUGAAGUGAAAGUAAUGGAACAUGAUUCUACGGAAGUGACUUGUGACGAUAAAAUCAGAAAAACAGCAAUUGGUACAGUUAACAUUAAAUUUCCGAAUGAUAUCCAAGAACCAAUAAUCACGAAUGAGAAGAAAACCAAUGAUAUUGUAAUUGAUAGAUCAAAAAUAGAAACAAAAGUUCCUUAUUCAUCCGAAAAUAAAAUGGAAUAUAUGACGGAGACGACCACAUUGCAAGAAAAUCAACACUUACAAAUCGAUGUAAAAAAAUGUGCUGUAAAGAAAGCAGACUUGUCGGAAGACAAUAAUAGAUUACAGCAAUCUGUCAUUGCGAAACAUACACAAUCUGAACAAACAGAUACUGAAGCUUUGAAAGAAAAAUUAGGAACAACUGUCACUCCAUCGGGAUUAGACAAUACACUGAUUAUCGGACAAUUAGUGAUUACAGAACCUACAGAACAAUCAGAAUAUAAAGAUACGAUAUCAGUAAAAACACAACAUAAGAAAAAACCCAUUACAAGGAAAGUUGCAAAUAAACGUUCUGAAAAAAUGCCUAUUUCCACAAUGGAGAUGAAGCCAACUGAUAAUAUAAUUGCUGAAACUGAUGAAUUUAACUACACGAAUCAGUUAAAUUUCAACAAAAAUAUUAAUAUAGAUAAUGUUGAUCAACGACUAGAAUACAUAACAUCAGACACAAUUUUGGAAAAAAAAAAAGAUGAAAUAGUGGCACCUCAGAAGAGUAUUGCUGAAGAAACAACCAGCGAGGUCAAAAACCAAAAGCCCGAAAUUGAAGUUGUGCCAAAAGAGAUGAGUACCAAUAAAACAUCAGUUGGAAAGGAUGAGAAUAAAGUUGAACCGUCAGUAGAAGACGACAUAACAGUACCAGCUAUUGUGAAACGAAAACUCAAGAAACAACGGCUCAAUGAUUUAACAAUUGAACAAAAAAUUAAGACGGAACAAAACUAUGAAAAAUCAAAUACUAAUCUGAAAACUAUGACAAAUACUGUAACUUCGAAAGGAAAGUUGAAAAAAACUAUCACAUUAUCGGGAUCAGACAGAAAACUGACGAUGCCACAAUUAGCGAUCACAGAAUUUGAAGACGAACCUCAAUAUAGAAACAGUAUACAACACACCGACUAUGGGAACAAUGACGACAGUUUACCUUUAGAAGAAAAAUUUGACCACCCAAAUCAAGAAUUACUUGAUGUAACUUUAGAUCAUGAAGUCAUCAGUAAAACUAUCGAUGGAGAUGACUUAGAAAAACACCUAGAGUAUAUACCAACAGAUAUAGUUUCGAAAAUAAUAACAAUACAAAAGUUAAAACCUGAAAAAUUUGUUGAUGAAGAAAAACACAACUUCGACAACGACGAGCCCAAGCACGCAGUUGUGACGAAAGAAUCUAGUGUCACUGAAAAACCGAAUGGAAAGCAUGAGACAAAAGUUAUAUCACCACUAGGAGACGAAAAAACAAUGGCAGCUAUCAGAACAUUGAAACCUGAAGAUAAACCGCUAAUCAACGAAACAAUAGAUCAGAUCAUAAUCAAAGAACGAAGCCCUGAAACAAUGAACGAUAAUCUACAUACUACGGCAGAUACUGUAACUUUAGACAAAAAAUUGGAAAAAACUGUCGCUUCAUCGAGAUCCAACGAUACACUAACAAUAGAACAAUUAGCGAUUACGGAACCCAAAGAACAACCACAAUAUGAGAAUAAAAUCUCAGUAACAACAAAACGUAAGAAGGAACCCAUCACGAAGGAAGAUGCAAAUAUGCUUCCUGCCGAAAUUUCUCUCUCCACAAUGGAAUUCGAGCCAACUGACUAUGGAAUUGCUGACGACGAUAAAUUUGACUAUACAAAUCAGGAAACACUCGACAAAACUAUUGAUAUAGAUAUUUCUGAUCAACAAUUGGAAUAUAUAACACCAGGCACAUUAUUGAAAAAAAAAACAAAAGGAAUAUUCGAACCCCAAAACGUUAUUGAUAAAGAAUCGACUAAAAAGAACCAAGUGCCCGAAAAUAAAGUUGUGACAAGAAAGAUUAGUAUCGCUGAAAAACCGAUUGAAGAUAACGAGACUACCGUCUACAUAGAAGUGAAAGAGGACAUAGAGGCUGAAGCGAUUGUAAAACGGAAAUUCAAUGAACAACCGCUAGUCGACGAAAUUAAAGAACAAAUGAUUAUUAAAAAACAAAGCCUUGGAACAUCAAACGAUAAUGUAAAUACUUUGACAGAUACUAUAACUUUGAAAAAAAAAUCGAAAAAAACCGUCACUUCAUCGGUAUCUGACGAUACACUCACAAUGGAACAAUUAGCGAUUACAAAACCUGACGAACAACCUCAAUAUGACGAUAAAAUCUUGGUGACAACAGAACGUAAGAAGAAACCAAUCACUAAGAAUGUAGCAAAUAUGCUUCCUCAAAAAAUUCUUCUCUCCACAAUAGAAUUCGAGCCCACAGAGUAUGAAAUUGCUAAUGACAGUCCACAUCUAAGGGAUGUAUUUAACCUUAAAAACCAGGAACUAUUAGACAAAACUAUCGAUAUAGAUGACUCUGUUAAACAAUUAGAAUAUAUAACAACAGACAAAGUUUUGGAAAAAAAGAAAGAAAAAAUAUGUGAACCCCAAGAGGUUAUCAAUAAACAAACAACAAAGAAGAACCAAGUGCCCGAAAAUACCGUUGUGACAAAGAAAAUUAGAAGUGCUAAUAAAUUGAUCAGAAAAUCGAGUAAAAAGGAUGAGACAAACGUUAUAUCGCCAAUAGAAGACAAAAUAACAAUGGAAGAUAUCAGAACAUUGAAACCUGGAGAUCAACCGCUCAUCAACGAAACAAUAGAUCAGCUCAUGAACGAAGAACAAAGCCCUGAGACAAUGAACGAUAAUCUACAUACUACGGCAGAUACUGUAACUUUAGACAAAAAAUUGGAAAAAACUGUCGCUUCAUCGAGAUCCAACGAUACACUAACAAUAGAUCAAUUAGCGAUUACGGAACCCAAAGAACAAACACAAUAUAAGAAUGAAAUCUCAGUAACGAAAAAAAGUAGGAAAAAACCCAAUACGAAGAAAGAUGCGAAUAUGCUUCCUGACGAAAUUUCUCUCUCCACAAUGGAAUUCGAGCCAACUGACUAUAAAAUUGCAGACGACGAUAAAUUUGACUAUACAAACCAGGAAACACUCGACAAAACUAUUGAUAUAGAUAUUUCUGAUGAACGAAUAGAAUAUAUAACACCAGGCACACUUUCGGAAAUAGAAAAAGCAGAAACAGUUAAAUAUAAAGAGGUAAUUGAUAAAAAAAAAACUGAGAAGAACCAAGUGCCCGGUAAUCGAGGAUUGACGAAGAAAAUUAGUAGUGCUGAGAAACCGAUUGGAAAUGAUAAGACUAACGUUGAAACACUAGUAGCAGACGAUAUAACGGUAGAAGCUAUUGUGAAACGGAAACUGAAAGAACAACCACUAAUUGACGAAACAAUAGAACAAAUAAUAAUUAAAAAACAAGGCCCUGAAACAUUGACCGAUAAUUUAGGUACUAUGGCAGAUACUAUAACUUUGACUUCAGCGGGAUCUGAUGAUACACUGACAAUGGAACAAUUAGCUAUUACGGAACUGGAAGAACAAUCUCAAUAUGAAAAUAAAAGCUUAGUAACAACAAAACGUAAGAAGAAACUUAUCACCAAGAAAGUUGCAAAUAUACUUCCUGACAAAACUUCACUUUCCACUAUGGAAUUCGAGCCAACAGACUCUGAAAUUGCCAACGAAAGUCCGCAAUUGACCGAUAAAUCUGACCAUACAAACCAGGAAACUCUCGACAAAACUAUUUAUAUAGAUAUUUCUGAUCAACAAGUAGAAUAUAUAACACCAGACACAGUUUCGGAAAUAAAAACAGCAGAAACAGUUAAACCUGAAAAGGUUCUUGAAGAAAAAAAAACUGAGAAGAACCAAGUGCUCGGAAAUCAAGUUUUGACAAAAAAGAUUGGUAGUGAUGAGAAACCGAUUGAAGAUAAUAAGACUGACGUUGAAACACUAGUAGGAGACGAUAUAACAGUAGAAGCUAUUGUGAAACGGAAUCUGAAAGAACAACCGCUAAUAGACGAAACAAUAGAACAGAUAAUAAUUGAAAAACAAAGCCCCGAAACAUCGGACGAUUAUCCAGGUACUAUGGCAGAUACUAUAACUUUGACUUCAGCGGGAUCCGAUGAUACACUGACAACGAAACAAUUAGCUAUUACGGAACCGGAAGAACAAUCCCAAUAUAAAAAUAAAAGUUUAGUAACAACAAAACGUAAGAAGAAACUUAUCAGCAAGAAAAAUGCAAAUAUACUUCCUGACAAAACUUCCCUACCCACUAUGAAAUUCGAGCCAACAGACUAUAAAAUUGCUAAUGAAAGUCAACAAUUGACCGAUGAAUUUGACCAUACAAACCAGGAAACACUCGACAAAACUAUCGAUAUAGAUAUUUCGGAUCAACAAUUAGAAUAUAUAACACCAGACACAGUUUCGGUAAUGAAAACAGCAGAAACAGUUAAACCUGAAGAGGUUCUUAAUAAAAAAAAAACUGAGAAGAACCAAGUGCUCGGAAAUCAAGUUUUGACAAAGAAGUUUGGUAGUGUUGAGAAACUGAUUGAAGAUAAUAAGACUAACGUUGAAACACUAGUAAACGACGAUAUAACAGUAGAAGCUAUUGUGAAACGGAAAUUAAAAGAACAACCACUAACUGACGAAACAAUAGAACAAGUAAUAAUUAAAAAACAAAGCCCUGAAACAUUGACCGAUGAUUCAGGUACUAUGGCAGAUACUAUAACUUUCACUUCAGCGGGAUCCGAUGAUACACUGACAAUGAAACAAUUAGCUAUUACGGAACCGGAAGAACAAUCUCAAUAUGAAAAUAAAAGCUUAGUAACAACAAAACGUAAGAAGAAACGUAUCACCGAGAAAGUUGCAAAUAUACUUCCCGACAAAACAUCUCUUUCCACUAUGGAAUUCGAGCCAACAGACUCUGAAAUUGCUUACGAAAGUCCGCAAUUGCCCGAUAAAUUUGACUAUACAAACCAGGAAACCCUCGACAAAACUAUUGAUAUAGAUAUUUCUGGUCAACAAGUAGAAUAUCUAACACCAGACACAGUUUCGGGAAUAAAAACAGCAGAAACAGUUAAACCUGAAAAGGUUCUUGAAGAAAAAAAAACUGAGAAGAACCAAGUGCUCGGAAAUCAAGUUUUGACAAAAAAGAUUGGUAGUGAUGAGAAACCGAUUGAAGAUAAUAAGACUGACGUUGAAACACUAGUAGGGGACGAUAUAACAGUAGAAGCUAUUGUGAAACGGAAACUGGAAAAACAACCGCUAAUUAAUGAAACAAUAGAACAAAUUAUAAUUAAAAAACAAAGCCCUGAAACAUUGAACGAUAAUUCAGGUACUAUGGCAGAUACUAUAACUUUCACUUCAGCGGGAUCCGACGAUACAUUGACGAUGGAACAAUUAGCGAUUACUGAACCCGAAGAACAAUCUCAAUAUGAAAAUAAAAGCUUCGUAACAACGAAACGUAAGAAGAAACCCAUCACGAAGAAAAAUGAAAAUAUACUUCCCGAAAAAAAUUCUCUCUCUACAAAGGAAUUCGCGCCAACUGUUGAUAUAGUUGCUAACAAUAAUUCACAAUCGAACGAUAAAUUUGACCAUAACAAAACCGUUGAUAUGGAUCAACAACUAGAAUUUAUAACACCAGACACAGUUUUGGAAAUAAAAAGAGAAGAAAUUAUUAAACCUAAGCAAGUGCCCGAAACUGAAGUUGUGACAAGAAAGAGAGGUAGCGCUGAAAAACUGAUUAAAGAUCAUAAUACUCACGUUGAAACACUAGUAGAAGACGACAUAGCAGUAGAAGCUAUUGUGAAUCGGAAGCUAAAGGAAAAACCGCUACUUGAUGAAACAAUAGAACAAAUAAUAAUCAAAAGACAAAGGUCUGACAUUUUAAAUAAUGAUCUAGAAACUAUAGCCGAUACGAUAAGUUUAAAAGAAAAAUUGAAAAAAUCUGCCACCAUAUCGAACUCGGACGAUACACUGACAAUGCAACAAUUGGCAAUCAUGGAAUCCGAAGAUCAUUCUGAAUCAGAAGUGCAAGAGACUACAAUAAUGACACAACGUCAGAAAAAACCGAUUGUGAAGAAAAUUCCGAGCAGGUUCUCCGAAGAAAACUUCUUAAUUGAAAUUCCCAGAGAUAGUUUAGAAUCUGCCGAGGAAUGUGAUUCCAUAAAACUGUCUAACCAAAUUCCUGAUUGUUCAGUUUCCAAUAAAAACAAUAGUCCAAAUGACUUAGAAGAUGUUGACAUUAUUACGCUUAGAAGAAAGCCACCAAAAACAAUACCAAAAGCAGUCCAAGAUAUUUUUGAAAACAUCACUCUUCAAAGUAUACGAUCUCAAAAAAAAACGCGUAAACAUAUCAAUGAACUCACCGAAGCAGAAAAUGUUACAUACCGCCCUCGAUCAACAAAAGUAAAAGAGGACGUAGAUCAGGAAUUUCAAAUUUCUUUGGAUACUUACGAAGAAGAGAAUAUUUCGAUGUCUGGUAAGAUCCGCCUGAAAUCAAAAAAACGUCCACCAACUUUUUCUGAGGAAACCGAUGCAGAAACAAUUGAGGUCAUCAAUGAAUUUGAGAAUAGUGAAGGCUCACAGAAUAGCGAUGUCGUCACAGAAGCUGAGUAUAGUGACGAAGAUUUGCAAGCUAGUAAAUUUAAUUUACGUUUAUCUAAGCUGAAAAGAAAGAACGAAAAAAGCUGUGAAAAAAUAAACAUAGGAGAAGCAAGUCUCAGUAUCUCUCUCCAAAGUGAUAUGCAUGAACUCAACGGAGAAAAAUUCCAUGAAUACGAAAGUAAUUCAAUGUUUUCUAUUUGCCCAUACAUUGCUGAAACUGAAGAGGCACUUAACCUUACAGAAGGAGAAAGAGUGAAAAUUAUUGAUCGCAGUAACCAUGACUGGUGGUUCAUCAAAAAAUAUAUUUCAGAAGAAACUGGGUGGGUCCCGGCUCAGUACUUACUCAACAAAGAGCAGUAUACCACCUACUUACAAAGAAAAAUUCAUAGAAAAAUUGACAGGCUCCCCAUAUUCGAAAAAGCGACUGAGACAUCUUUAGCACCCCGUUUCCUCGAAAAACUAAGACCUCAACACACUCUGUAUGGAUGUAAUGCUCAAUUCGAGACUCAAGUCGAAGGUGUUCCUAGACCUCAAAUUACUUGGUUUAAACAAUCUGCUGUUAUAAAACCAUCAUCAGAUUUUCAGAUAUUCUACAACGAAGACAAUUUAGCGACUCUUUUUAUUAAAAAAGUUUUUUCCGGAGAUACCGGAAUAUAUACUUGUGUAGCGAAAAACGCUGCAGGUUUCGCUUCCACUACAACUGAACUAACUGUUGAAGGGCUACGUUUGGACCAUUCAAGAAAUAGUCAUUCACAUGAAUCUUCAUUUGCUGAAAUUUUUGAAGGAGUACCACCAAUAUUUUGCCAAAAACCAAAAACUCAAUGUGUGAUCGAAAAUUCAGACGUUACUUUGAAGUGCGAAUUAAUUGCAGUACCAAAACCAGAAAUAUCCUGGUAUCAUAAUGAUACAAAAAUUGAUAAUGAUAGUAAUAUAACUAUCACUACAAAAAAUUAUAUGUACAAUUUCUGCAGUAUUAUGAAAAUUCAAAGUGUACAAGAAAAUCAGGCGGGUUCUUAUAAAAUAAAAGCUAAGAAUCGAGAAGGUGAAGCAUCAAUUGAUACAUUUCUAAAAGUAAAGACGUGUGACUCUGGAGCCCCUGAGAUUCUAGAACCUUUGAAAUCAUUCAUAAUUCAUGAAGGUAAAACUAUCGUGUUGUCAACACAUAUUAUUGGAACGCCUAUGCCGAACAUCACAUGGCUAAAAAAUGGAAAACCAUUAGAAGGAUUUUUACCUACGCAAAAUGGUGAUGUUAAUUCACUGACACUUGUUGACACUAAAGUGUCAGAUAAAGGAGUAUAUUCAUGUACUGCGUCAAACAAUUUAGGUACUGUCACUACAGAAGCUGCUGUUGACGUUCAAGAAAACGGAUCUUUCGAACCACCAUUUUUUACCAAGCGCUUUGAUGAAUUGGUUGUUCCUGAGAAUAGCACAUUUAAACUCAUUGCAAAAGUUGAAGGCAAUCCUAAACCCGAGAUCACAUGGUUCAGAAAUAACGAGCCAUUGGAAAAGUCUUUGAACAUCAAAGAGAUUUAUGAUGGCGAAAAUAUUAUUCUCACAAUAAUAAAUGCUGAUUCUGAAACGAAUUCAGGAAAAUACGAAUGUAAUGCUCGCAAUUCUGUUGGCAUAGCUUCUCAUGGAGCGAAAAUUACAGUUGAUGUUGCCUGUCCAGUAUUUAUCAAAAACCUCCCCGAUGAAUUGUCUAUACAAGAAUUCAAGACUCUAGAACUGAUGUGUGAAACGUCACACACUGUUUCCACAAUUUGGUGGCAUAAUGAAGCUGUGAUAAGUGGAAUGGAUCAUCACGAGAUCGUUCAAGACAAUCACCAGCACAAGUUAAUAAUAAAAAAAACAAGUAUUCUGGAUGAAGGCCUCUACAAAUGCACAGUUAAAAAUCAAAGUACAAGUUGCCGUGUCUCUGUGAAGCCUGUUAAGCCAGAGUUCUUAAGAACGUUACAAGACUUCGAAGUUACAGAAAAUGAUGCUGCUAUUCUCGAAGUUGAGAUUACUUCUGAAGUAGCUGAUGUAGUUUGGUUUAAAGAUUCUGAACUACUGGAUCUAAAAAAUGAAAGAAUACAAUAUAUAAAGCAAGGACCUGUGCGAAAACUAGUACUCUCCAAUAUAUCGGUGCAUGAUGAAGGUGAAUAUAUGUGUAAGCUGUUCGAUCAAUCGUGCACUGCUGAAGUUACUGUGGUUGAGUUACCACCGAAAAUUAUAACAAAAAUGAAAGAUGUGAGAACUGCAUUUGGUGACAGAGCUAAGUUCGAAAUUGAAUUAACAAAAGGUGAUGCUUUAGUUCAUUGGUUUAAGGAUGGCACAGAACUCCAGUUUUCAGAACACGUUCGACUGUCUAUCGACGGUAAACGUCAAAAACUGAAAGUAUACAAUGUUCAACACGAUGAUGCUGGUCUUUAUGUAUGCCAAGUAGGAUGCCAAACUUCCGAAGCGAACCUCAUUGUUGAACGACCUGACGUUGAAUUUAUUAAACGGCUCCCUGACAUAACACUUGUUCCUUUAGACACUGACGCAUCAUUAGUAAUCGAGAUAUCAAAAUCUGAUGUUCCGGUCCAGUGGUUUAAAAAUGGAAUAAAAGUUGAAGAAUCCAAUAAGUACGAAAUAGUCAACAACGACUUUAUUCGAAAACUUAUUAUCAAAGAAUGUUCAGUGGAUGAUGUUAUGGAGUAUACAGCUGUGAUAUCAAAUGUGAAAACAUCAACACAACUCGAAAUUGAAGUCUUUCAAUCUCCACCAAAGAUUUGCGUUGAAUCUGCGAAAGCAUUUACAGUUAAUAGAGGUGAAAAUAUUGAGAUGCCAGUAAAAUUUUCUGCGUCACCAAAACCAAUUGAUAAAUGGAGUAGUAAUGGACUAAUUCUGAAUGAUUCAGAACGUAUGUUCACUACAGUUGACGACGAUCUUGCUACACUGACCAUUAAAAACGUGCGAAGGGAAGAUUCAAAAAAUUAUACACUAAAACUGACAAACCCAUACGGUGAUGCGAGCACAAACAUUCACCUUAUCGUUAGAUGUGAACCUGAGAUACCUCAAGGACCAUUAUUUGUUAAAGAUAUUGCUGACGAUUCUGUUACAAUUGAAUGGAAACCACCGAUUGAUGAUAACGGCUAUCCGAUCGUGAAAUAUCUCAUUGAAAUGUUGAAAAUUACAGAAGAAUCGUGGAUGAAAGUUGGAGAGGUUGAUAACAAUAGUGUAACUUAUCGUAUUAUGAAUUUAGAAAAAGAUAGUUCAUACAUAUUCCGACUAAUGGCAAUGAAUGAGAUAGGUUUUUCAGAGCCACUUCAAUCAUCAAAAGUUAAAAUUGAAUCUAUUUUCAAAAAGCCUGGACCUCCUACAGGACCAUUGGAAAUAUUGGGGAUGACAACAACAUCUUUCACAAUAAAGUGGAAUCAUCCAUCAGUAGAUGGUGGUUUAUCUAUUAUUGACUAUAUUGUAGACAUGAAAGAAACUACUGCAAAAACAUGGCAGCAACUAGGAACGACUAUUUACGAUAAACCAUACAUCGAUGUUACGUCCGUAAAAAUAGGCUCUUCAUACGUAUUUCGAAUAUCAGCUCGGAACACAGUCGGUACUGGAGCGUCAUAUAUAUCUGAGACACCAAUUGUUAUAGGAUAUGAAACCACACCUCCAUCCAGUCCUUUGAAUCUUUGGGUGAGCAGCAUAACGAGCAGAAGUGUAACAUUAAACUGGUCACCACCAACGAGCACAGGAAACUCAGAACUACUAGGUUACAUUAUUGAAAAAAAAUCGUCAACAGACGAAUCAUCGAAAUGGUUAAAAGUAGUAACUUUAGAUGUAAAAGAACACCAAUACUGUCUAGAAAAUUUAAAAGGAAGCGAGUUCCAGUUCAGAAUAUUCGCUGAAAACUAUAUAGGGCUAAGUAUACCAAGUCUCUCUGAGAAAAUAACCCUAAAAACCCAUGCGACAGUUCCGUCAGCACCAACUGCACCUCUUGAAAUUCGGCAAAUUGCAGCCAAUACAGUCAUAAUUGAAUGGGGUAUACCAGAGUCAGAUGGAGGAGCAGCUAUCGAAGAGUACAAAAUUGCUAUAAGAGAUUCGAAAAAAACGAUGUGGAUUGAAGUUGGUAGAGUAAACACAGACAUUCAAAAACUUACUGUUCGAGAACUUCAAGAAAAUCACGAAUAUCUCCUAAGAAUAUACGCGAGGAAUGAGAUUGGAUUUAGCGAGUCACUUAAAUCAGAUGAGCCUUUUAGGAUUAUUCCAGCAUCAGAAUUGACUGUAAUUGAACCCGUUAUUGGUGAAAUGGGUCGUUGUGAGACCGCAUCAGUGAGCUACAGUACAGACAAUACAAGUUCCUGGUUACGAGAUCACAAUAUGGACGCAGAUAUUAGUUCAUAUGCUCGAGCUCGACUGCUGCGAAAAGAUGAAUACUUCUUUCGAAUCUGGCAUUAUGCAAAAAAACUAUUUAGUUAAGCUUCGUACACCUGAUAAGGAUAUGCAAAAAAAAAAGGAGCGAUAUCUCUUCAAUGCUUUUUGAAAGGGAAAAAAAAUGAAUUUGGAGACAAUCUAUUAGAGUUAUUGUGAAUAAACACAUUGUGAUUAACCUGAAACAAUUGUUUCUCUUGAAAUCCAACUUCCAUAGUUCUAUUAAUUAGAUUAUAGAAUACAGACUCGAGAGUUCCGUCUUGUUUGGUUUUUGGUUUCGUAAAGUUUAGCUUGGUUUCAAUUUCAGAUCCGCGACCGUUUUGUUAAAUAUCAACUUUCAGUUUAUUUUUGGUUUUGCUUGGUGUUGUUAAACUGGAUUCUAUUUCUUUUCCAAACAUAAUCCUGAUAAUUUUUUUCGGUAACGCUAUUGGCACUCAAUACGAGGGAAUUUACGGGGACAUUUAUACAGGUUACGAGAAAAUUUACGGUAAAUAUAGCCACCGUUGUAUGUGUAGGACUAAUUACAUUGUGUGUGAAACCCGUAAAUGUCCCCGUAUUUCCCGUAAAUUUCCCCGUAUGAGUGCCAAUAACGAUUUCGAAUUUUUUUUCGUUUUCGGGCAUUAUUCGAUUUACUAUGGACAUUUUCAGGCUAGCGCAGCCUUGAUGGCACAACCACUCUGGACCUUGGCAGGAAUUUUGUGCAAAUUAUGUGCAAUUUAUGUGCGGAAAUAUAAAAUUUUUGUGCAUGAAUAUAUUUUUUUUUUAUCAAUGGCUGAUCUACCUUGAGAAAUUUAGAGCAUAGAUUGCACAUAAAAUGCAAAAAUUUAUGGAUUUCAAUUUUUCUUGCUAUCUUGAUAAACGAAAAAGUUUUGCAAUCUUGGCUUUAAGGUAAAAGAGCCAUUAAUAAAAAAAAAUAUAUUGUCAUGCACAAAAAUUUUUAAUUCCGCACAUAAAUUGUACAUAAUUUGCACAAAAUUCCUGCCAAGGGCUCGAGUAGUUGUUCCAUCGAGGUUGUGCUGGAUGGACCUCACAUUUUCAAGCUAGGACAAAAUCCCAACUUUGACUAAGGUAUUUAUUGACGAUAGUUUAUGAGUAAAAUUCAGCUUUUUUUUUUUUUUUUUUUUGGAUUUUUAGGACCGGUCGUUUGUGGCUUAUAAAUAAUACUUUUUACUAGAGAAUCCUAUCAUUUCGUCUAUGUUAUUGCAUAAUAAAUCAUAUUCUUGUAAUUUGAACAAUUUUUCGUAAUGACCCCGGCAAUAGUACUUUUUUUGUCAGUUUUUUGUGCAACACUGAUCUAGACACCAUACUAUAAUAUCUAUGUCAUGAAUGUAUGUGCGUGUAUACUGUAUGUAGCUGUGUAAAAGCUAAACAUGGAUGCUAAAUUUGCUGUUUAAGUUGACCCGCUCCAAUGCGCUGUUGCCAGAGCCUCAAUACUCGUUCUCAUAAAAUUGCUGAAAGGCGUGUUUUUAGCUUAGAUUUUUAAUAAUUACGUGAGAUUUAGUCUUAUAAGCCGCUUUCAUCCUGGUAUCAAGAAAUUCCUUAUUUUUUCUUUUAUUAUCUAUCAGUUUUUAGGAAAGGUGUCGUUAAUAGAAGUAUUGUUUUGUCAAGUUCGUAGAUAUUUUCCAACACUUCCUCCCAUAAGAACCGAUGUUUAACCUCUCUAAAUUAUGUCAACUUUGAAUAAUUAUUUUUAAAAAAAAAGUCUCAUAACAUAGAAGCUGAAUUGACGAAAAGAUGCAUUAUUAUUUCAUUUAUCUAAAUUAUUAAUUUCAUAUGCUUCCCGUUAGUUUCCAUUUUGGUAAGUUAUACCUUAAAGAAAAAACAACGAAAAAAAAAAUAAACAAAAAAAAAGAUAUGGUAACGUGUGUUGGGGCUGGUGGCCCGCGUUACCCAUUAAAACUUGAAAAUUUUCAAUACUCCGGCUAGGGCCAUUGUGGCCGUGUUACGCAAUUUUUUAAAUAAAAUUAUGUUUAUAAGUUUUUUUUUUCUGGUAAUAAAGUUUCUAGAAAAAUCUAUGGAGAAAGGUUCAUGAAAAUGGCUCUUCAGAAUUUCUUCUUGAAAUGGGCGUUUUUUUUUUUUUAAUACGGUACUUUCAAUAACUUCUCAUAAAAUGCUCGUGGAGACUUCAUAUUAGGCUCAAAUUCAGCGUCAUUCAAAACUCUAUCACGCUCCAACAGAUCCAACUCGUUAUUAAUUUUUUUUUUCCAAGUUACUUCCUGGAAGCCUUACAUAACCUUGCUACGAUAAUCCUAUCAAGAGAUAUCGUGUAAUAUCGUGUGAAAAUCGUAUAGUGAAAAAACUAUAAAUUCGAUAGCUCUCGAUAGGAUCAUCGGAAAGACUUCAUAUUAGGCUUAAAAAAAGCGUCUUCAAAAACUCUAAAGCCGCGUUUAAAAACCAUUUUUCUAGGCAUUAUUGUUUUACGCAAAAAAAAUAAAAAAUAAAACAAGAAUUUUUUUUUUUUUUUUCCCUCAAAAACUAUUUUGCCUGGGGAGAUAAUUUUUCAAUGCGGCUCUAGAGUUUUUAGAAACGCUUUUUCUUAGUCUAAGAUGAAGUCUCUACGAUGAUCUUAUCGAGAGUUAUCGAAUUUAUAAUUUUUGCAAUAUGUGGUUUUUACACGAUAUCGUCCCAAAAACAUAAUCACAGAGAGGUUAUAUUAGGCCCAUUAGAUGCACUUUUUCAAUACCUU